CAACGUAGCGCCGCGUCCGCUCAUUCAUCGCGCGUUUCUCGCGGACGGUGUCUUCCCCGUGUUCUCGUCCUCGUAGUCAUCACCGUCACCUCCGUCGUCGCGGUCCUCGUCGCAGUGAGAGAAGACGCUCCGAGCUCCGACUCCCCCGAGAACAGAGAGGAGAAGGGACCGUUCCGAGAGAGGCGAUCGCUCACCAACAUGAGCUCCAUCGGCGGAUUCUGUUUAGCGGCGCUCUGCCUCGUCGCGGCCUGCCUGGCCGCGGUCGAGGUCGACGACGGCGUCUACGUGCUCAAGCAGGACAACUUCGACGGCUUCAUCGCGGAGAACGACUACGUGCUCCUCGAGUUCUAUGCGCCGUGGUGUGGACAUUGCAAAGCCUUGGCGCCUGAGUAUGUCAAAGCGGCGAAGAAACUGGAGGAGGCCAAGUCUGCGAUCAAAUUGGUCAAGAUAGAUGCGACCGUGGAAACUCAACUUGCCGAGAAGCAUGGAGUCAGGGGAUAUCCCACUCUCAAGCUCUAUCGCCAAGGUGUCGCGAUCGAUUAUACCGGUGGCCGUCAGGCUGACGAUAUCGUCAACUGGCUGCUCAAGAAGACUGGCCCAGCCGCCCAGGAGCUGCAAACGGUCGAUGAUGCGAAGGCGUUCAUCGAGGCACACAAUUUCGUUAUUGUUGGUUUCUUCAAGGAAGCCUCGAGUCCUGCGGCCACGGCAUACGUGAAAGUUGCCAAUGCGGCGGAUGAUCACAUGUUCGCUAUUACAAGUAGCGAUGAGGUGUUCAACGAGUACGGAAUCGAGGGGGAUGGGAAAAUCGUGGUGUUUAAGAAGUUCGACGAAGACAAAGUCGUUUAUCCUGAAGAGUUUACUGGUAAAGACGAUCCGCUUGAAGCAAAGAAUCUGCAGAAAUUCAUCGCCACGCACUCGUUGCCCCUGGUUGUUGAAUUUAAUCAAGACACGGCGCAGAAGAUCUUCAGCGGCGAAAUCAAGAGUCAUCUGUUAGUGUUCCUCAGCAAAGCGGCUGGUCACUUGACGAAAUACGUCGACGUGCUCAAAGAGCCGGCGAAGAAAUACCGCGGCCAGGUUUUGUUCGUGACGAUCGACUGUGACGAGACUGAUCACGAGCGCAUCUUGGAGUUCUUCGGUUUGAAGAAAGAUGACGUUCCCUCCAUGCGAAUUAUCAAGCUUGAGGAGGACAUGGCCAAGUACAAACCCGAGAAUCGGGAGAUUUCUGCCGAGAACGUGCAGGAGUUCGUCGCGGCUUUCACGGAUGGCAAAUUGAAGCGCCAUCUGCUCACGCAGGACCUACCCGAGGAUUGGGACAAGACCCCGGUGACGGUCCUCGUCGGCACGAAUUUCCACGAGAUUGCUUACGACAAGGAGAAGGAUGUUCUCGUUGAAUUCUACGCGCCUUGGUGCGGCCAUUGUCAGCAGCUCGCGCCCAUUUACGAGAAGCUUGGUGAGAAGUACAAGGACAACGAUAAGUUGGUCAUCGCGAAAAUGGAUGCGACUGCUAACGAGCUGGAGGACGUAAAGAUCACCAGCUUCCCGACCCUCACUCUCUACAAGAAGAACACGAACGAGGCUGUGGAAUAUAACGGCGAAAGGACGCUCGACGGUCUUUCCAAGUUUAUCGAAACCGGUGGACAAUACGGUGAAGCCCCAGAGGAGGCUCAAGAAGAGGACGAAGACGACGACGUGCCAAGGAAGGAUGAGUUGUAAACGCACAUAAUCAUUAAUUAAGAAGUAAAAUCAACAUUGACUCGUCUCUUGUAUUUCCCGCAUCCAGUCAAUGAGCUCCAUAAAUUCCCGCUUUACAGAAAUACUUCAUUUAUACAAAGAUAAUUCAAUGGUGCAUCCUCACAUAGACAUACGCAACACACACACACACACACACACAAUUGUUACUUUAGACGUUAAGUUUUACGUGAAUGUCGCAGUGUACAAUUUACAAUUAAGAGUUACGUCGGCAAUUUUGUAAGGAUCUAGGGUUAUUGUCGCGAUCGAUAUCAAAUGGCGCAUUCUUGUGAUAUAUAUAUUGUUAUUUCUUGGUAGUAACUGGUAGCUACGGCAUUGUGCAAACAGGAAAUCAUGAAAUUCUGCAGUACACUUGGGAACGUUUUAAUUCGCGCGUCAUAGCGAUAUCGAUAAAAUAUAAAUCGAAAGGACAGGAUCUGUACACCCUAUACGAUUACGUCGUUCGUGUCCCAUACGUCUUUGUGGACUGCGUGACUUUGUGCCCUCUGAAAACUGCGGCGUUUAUGUAGUUCUCGCGCCUUUAUCUUUCCACGUUGAAAAAUAAAAACAAACAAAACGGGGGAGCGAAUCAUUAAUGCAAGAACGUCUUAAAGUCACGAAUCACUUUUUAUUUUUGUAAAUGCUCUUAUUUUUUUUAUUAUUGAUACGAUAAUACUUGAACGGUUUCAUCGCGCUUCGCAGCGCGCGCAGGCGAAAGCAAGUCUUCGAGAAUUCUGCGAGGGCUAGUGGUUUACAAAUACAUUUCCAAUUUGCAGCAUUUAAAACUCACAGCGAGUGAUCGAUUUAGAUAUACAUAUUUAGGAUAGGCAGCCGUUUCAAUGUUGUCCUAGUUUUUAUUCGACUGAAAUUCUAGGAAACUCAAUGUGGCGCAUAUUGCGAGAGGAAAA
Molecule: messenger RNA, 2636 nt
Organism: Ooceraea biroi (clonal raider ant)
Lineage: Eukaryota; Metazoa; Arthropoda; Insecta; Hymenoptera; Formicidae
Gene: Pdi
Product: protein disulfide isomerase
Biological process (GO): response to endoplasmic reticulum stress; protein folding
Cellular component (GO): endoplasmic reticulum
Molecular function (GO): protein disulfide isomerase activity
Source: RefSeq, a predicted model, not a curated record